AAGAACAUUACUCGCAGAACAAGUACAACAGAUGACAGUUGCAGCAGAACAUGAAGCACCACAAAAUAAACAAGAAAAGAAACUAAAUCAACACUAUUUAGAAACCACACAAAGAGAAAUAAAUCAAUUCAGAGAACAAGUAAUAGGAAAAGAUAAUACUAAAAAAGAUAAGAAAGGAAAAGCUAAAAGCUUAAAUAUCACCUUUAAUUAA
This is a messenger RNA of Racocetra persica, 211 nucleotides long. The record is from the annotation of a GenBank genome assembly. Lineage: Eukaryota; Fungi; Glomeromycota; Glomeromycetes; Diversisporales; Gigasporaceae.